AUGCAGGACGGUGGGGAGCGCCUUCGUAGACAAAGGCAAGUCCUUCUCCUCUUUGUUUUUCUAGGUGGGUCUUUGUCUGUGUCCCAGUCUGGUCGCUAUUCUGUAGCUGAGGAAAAAGAGAGGGGAUUUCUAAUAGCCAAUCUAGCAAAGGAUCUGGGCUUGAAUGUAGGAGAAAUGGCUGUGAGAAGGGCCCAAGUUGUUUCCAAAGGAAGCAAACAGCAUUUCCAGCUCAAUCAUCAGACAGGCGAUUUGCUCCUGAGUGAGAAAUUGGACCGGGAGGAGCUGUGCGGCCUCACAGAGCCAUGUAUACUGGACUUUCAGGUGCUGCUGCAAAACCCUUUCCAGUUGUUUACAAACGAGCUCCAAGUCAUAGAUAUAAACGACCAUUCUCCUGUAUUCCUCGAAAGGGAAAUGCAGCUAAAAAUACCAGAAAGUAGUCCACCAGGAACAACAUUUCCUUUGGAAAAUGCUGAGGACUUGGAUGUGGGAAGAAACAGUCUCCAAAACUACACAGUCAUUCCUAACCCCCAUUUCCACGUUCUCACACUCAGUCGUCGAGAUGGAAGGAAAUAUCCAGAACUAGUACUGGACAAAGCGCUGGAUCGCGAGGAGCAGCCUGAAUUCAGUUUAACACUUACAGCUCUAGAUGGUGGAUCUCCACCACGCUCAGGGACAGCCCAGAUCAACGUCCUGGUCUUAGACAUCAAUGACAACGCCCCUGAAUUCUCACAGUCUCUCUAUGAGGCCCAGGUUCUAGAGAACAGUCCACUCAACUCAGUCAUUGUCACUGUCUCGGCUACCGAUUUAGACACAGAAAACUUUGGAACCAUAACAUACGCAUUUUCCCAUGCUUCUGAGGAAAUUCGCAAAACUUUCAAACUAAAUUCCAUUACUGGUGAUAUCCAACUAGUAAAAUAUUUGAAUUUUGAGUCAAUUCAUACUUUUGAAGUCGAUGUAGAGGCCAAGGAUGGUGGAGGCCUUUCGGGAAAAUCAACAGUCAUAAUUCAGGUGAUAGACGUGAAUGACAACCCACCAGAACUGACCUUAUCGCUGCUUAACAGUCCCAUCCCAGAAAACUCGCCGGAGACAGUGGUAGCUAUUUUCAGAAUUUCAGAUCCAGACUCUGGAGACAAUGGGAGGAUGAUGUGUUCCAUACAAGAGGAUCUUCCCUUCGUCCUAAAACCCUCUGUAGAGAAUUUUUACACUCUUGUGUCAAAAGAAGCGCUGGACAGAGAGAAAAGAGCUGAGUACAACAUCACCAUCACCGUCAGUGACUUGGGCACCCCCAGGCUGAAAACCGAGCACAAGAUAACCGUGCUGGUCUCCGACGUGAAUGACAACGCGCCCACCUUCUCCCAAGCCUCCUACACCCUGUUCAUCCGCGAGAACAACAGCCCCGCCCUGCACAUGGAAUAUGUGACAUGA
Elephantulus edwardii (Cape elephant shrew) is the source of this 1425-nucleotide messenger RNA. RefSeq names its product protocadherin beta 3 (gene PCDHB3). Gene Ontology annotation, biological process: homophilic cell-cell adhesion. Gene Ontology annotation, cellular component: plasma membrane. The record is from RefSeq and is a predicted model, not a curated record. Gene Ontology annotation, molecular function: calcium ion binding. The coding region runs from base 1 to 1425 and encodes 474 amino acids. The transcript is spliced from 2 exons. Lineage: Eukaryota; Metazoa; Chordata; Mammalia; Macroscelidea; Macroscelididae.